UCAAAAACUUAAUUAGCCUCAUAGUUGAGAUCGCAUGAUAAGUCAUAUGUUUUAACAUGUCCCAUGAUAAGUCAUAAUUAUCCAUAGAAGUGUGCAUGCAACACAGACUCUCCAUAUACCUGGUGUAAAAAUAUUCCAUUUAAAUUUGAGGGGUAGUUAAGAUUUCCGAUGUAACCUUAAAAAACCAACUCAAUUAAAAAAGCUUUCAUGAUAUAUCGUACACUUUAAUUAACAAAUAAAAACGCAAAACAUUUUAAUAAGGAUAUUGAUCCUCCAUAUCUUCAUACCCAAAAAAGCUUUGGGUUGACCAAAAACAAUGGAACACAAAGAAAAGCUAAAAAUGAUGAGCAUAAUAUUUGUGAUAAUCUCAUUAUUAAUAUGUAAUUGUGAAGAAGAAUCUCAUAUUAUCAAAUUUCUACCUGGUUAUCCUGCCAUUCUACCGUUCACCCUUGAAACUGGAUAUAUAGGAGUAGGCAAAUUAGAAGAAGUGGAAUUAUUCUAUUACUUCAUUGAAUCAGAGAGAGAUCCUGCAAUUGAUCCUCUUUUGCUUUGGCUUACUGGAGGUCCUGGCUGCUCUGCCUUCUCUGGUCUUGUUUUUGAAAUUGGUCCACUAACCUUCAAUUACAGCGCUUCUUAUUCAUCAACCGACACACCAAAAUUUCAACUAAAUCCUUAUUCUUGGACAAAGGUAGCUAACAUCAUAUUUCUAGAUUCGCCCGUUGGAACCGGCUUCUCCUAUGGAACAACUGCAGAUGCAUACUACAGUGAUGACAUUUUGCAAUCACAAUAUAUUUAUGAAUUUUUAAGAAAGUGGCUUACAAGACAUUCUAAAUUCAAAGCAAAUCAUUUGUACGUAUCUGGGGACUCUUACUCCGGAAAAAUUGUUCCAAUCGUUGUCCAGGAAAUCUUAAAUGGGAACAAAAAUAAACUUGUGCCAAAAAUUAACAUAAAGGGAUAUAUACUAGGAAAUCCUAAGACAAGUGAUGAUGCAUUUACCAAUGGAAGACCUAAGUAUGCACAUCGAAUAUCACUAAUCUCUGAUGAACUUUAUAAGUCCGCAAGAAUAAAUUGCAGAGGUGACUUCACCAAUGUGGAAGAAGCUAAUACUUCUAAUACAAAGUGCUUAGAGUCUUUCCAAGCCAUGUUACACCUUAGAAAUGUAGUGAAUGAACCACAUGUUUUAGAGCCUAAGUGCGUCUACUUGUCUCCUAAACCACAUAAAAUGACUUUAACAAAGGACUACAUAAAACAACCAUGUCGGCCUCAACUUUAUAUGCUUUCCUACGAAUGGGCUAAUGACAUACAAGUUAGGGAGGCACUCCAUAUUCGAGAGGGUACAGUAGAUUAUUGGGUCAGAUGCAACCAUAGCUUAAAUACGUAUACACAAAAUGUACGAAGUACUGUAGACUAUCAUGAAGGUUUCAAGAAACAGUUCUUACGUGCGCUAGUCUAUAGUGGAGAUCAAGAUGCAGCAAUACCAUAUGUUAGCACGUUAGAGUGGAUCAAGCAAUUAAAUCUUUCAGUAGAUAUCAAGUGGAGCCCAUGGUUUGUUGAUGGACAAGUUGCUGGAUAUGUUACGCAAUAUUGGAGUUUCCCUUAUCGUUUAACUUUUAGUACAGUUAAGGGAGCAGGGCACACUGCACCAGAAUAUAAGCCUCGAGAAAGCCUUGCCAUGAUAGAUAGAUGGCUCGGAUUAAGCCCUCUUUAGAUAUUUUGUAUUUCUUAAUCCUAUUAUAUUUACGAAAUAAUGCAAAUCAUAAAAAGAUCUCAAGAGCUUUUUAAAUAAUAUAUAGAAUAAGUAUCAUACAUUCAUACUUGAUGUUGUUGCUAUAUGGAAAUUGAAAUUUUAAAAGUACUCUUUUACACGUUGUAAUAAAAUUUACAAUUAUAAGUAGAUUUUAUUAUUGAGAUACACGCAAAUUUGUGUUAACAUUCUAAUUAUUUUAAAUACGUAC
Molecule: messenger RNA, 1955 nt
Organism: Amaranthus tricolor (Joseph's coat)
Lineage: Eukaryota; Viridiplantae; Streptophyta; Magnoliopsida; Caryophyllales; Amaranthaceae
Product: serine carboxypeptidase-like 13
Exons: 14
Coding region: 317-1708 (463 amino acids)
Biological process (GO): secondary metabolic process; proteolysis
Molecular function (GO): acyltransferase activity, transferring groups other than amino-acyl groups; serine-type carboxypeptidase activity
Source: RefSeq, a predicted model, not a curated record